Messenger RNA from Penicillium longicatenatum, 1329 nucleotides. RefSeq names its product aspartate aminotransferase family protein. The record is from RefSeq and is a predicted model, not a curated record. The transcript has a single exon. Lineage: Eukaryota; Fungi; Ascomycota; Eurotiomycetes; Eurotiales; Aspergillaceae. Gene Ontology annotation, molecular function: transaminase activity; pyridoxal phosphate binding. Bases 1 to 1329 code for a protein of 442 amino acids. Gene Ontology annotation, cellular component: mitochondrion.
AUGAGCUCCAUUGACAGCACUGCCGCCUUUUGGGCAAAGACAAACAAACACCUCAUGUCGACGGGAGUCCCAUUUUCUCCCGUCAUCAUCACAAAAGCAAAAGGCGCCCGUCUGUAUGAGGCUGACGGUCGGUCAAUCCUGGAUUUUACCUCCGGCCAGAUGAGCUCCCUUCUCGGUCACUCCCAUCCUGAGGUUGUGGAAGUUGUCAAGCACUAUGUCUCGGAGCUGGAUCACCUACUCAGUAACAUGAUAACCCAUCCAGUCGUCAAUCUCGCAGAGCGCCUUGCCAAAGUCUUGCCCGCUCCACUUGAGAAAUCCUUUUUCCUCAACACUGGAUCUGAAUCUACUGAGGCCGCUAUCAAGAUAGCCAAGUGCUAUACUGGAAACUUUGAAAUCAUCGCAUUCGCAGCCAGUUACCAUGGACUUACUCAGGGUUCUGGAUCUGCUACAUACUCUGCCGGCCGCAAACGCGGUGGUCCUUGCACUCCGGGCCAACUGGCAUUCCCUGCGCCUUACGCCUAUCGCUCGCCUUUUCGGAAGCCCGAUGGAUCCUACGACUGGGAGACAGAAAUGGAUUUUGGCUGGUCAAUGAUUGAUCGGCAAAGUGUUGGCUCACUUGCUGCCUUUAUUAUGGAGCCUAUACUCUCUACCGGUGGGAUUCUGGACAUGCCCGAAGGAUAUAUGAAGCGCAUGGUGGCCGAGUGCAAGAAACGCGGUAUGCUUGCUAUCAUGGAUGAGGCGCAGACCGGCGUCGGACGUACGGGCUAUAUGUUUGCAUUCGAAAAAGAUGGCAUUGUCCCUGAUAUUCUUGCCCUCUCAAAGACGCUUGGAUGUGGUCUUCCUCUUGCCUCCGUCAGUACCACAGCUGAAAUCGAGCGCGGCUGUACAGAGGCUGGUUUCUUGUGGCUUAGCACCCAUCUUAAUGAUCCUUUGACCGCAGCAGUGGGUAGUAAAGUCUUGGAAAUUAUUGAGCGUGAUGAUAUCUGCAAGCGCGCUACUGAGCACGGGGCCCAGCUUCGUGAGGGUCUGCUCAAGCUUCAGAAGAAGUACUGGUGUAUUGGUGAUGUUCGUGGCCGUGGGCUUUUGCAAGGCAUUGAGAUUAUCUCUGACCCUAAGACACGAGCCCCUGGAUCAGAGCUUGGGCAGGCAGUCUCAGAUCGCGCGAUAGCCUGCGGCCUUUCUUGUAACGUUGUUAAUCUUCCGGGCAUGGGUGGUGUCUUCCGCCUCGCGCCACCGGUUACUGUUACCACCGAGGAGAUUGACGAAGGCCUGCAGAUUCUGGAUGAUGCUUUUGCAUACGUACUGAGGAUGCUCACCAUAGAUACUUGA